CUCCACAUUCCCCCUCAGCAGGAUUUGUCCUUCCCAAAACUUGGCCAGAUGAAGGAGGCUGCGAGGAAGAGGAAGAUGCUUUGGGCCCUCCAGGCAGGCCCCGAGAUGAGGACGGAGAGCCCGGAGGACAAAUCCCCCCGUGAGACCCUGGUGGGAGAGGCCGUUUUGAAGGGCUCCAUGGCACAGGAAGGCAGCGGGGAGGAAAAGGGCCGGAGAUCCCCCCGCAGGAGGGGCUCCAAAGCCAUCCCAGGGUGCUCUGAGGAGGAAAGGCCCAGCUUGUGUAGGGAAGGCAGCCAGAGCUUGAGUGGGAGCUCUGACCUGGUGGUCCCUGAGCAGCCUCCCAACAGGGAGAAGCCCUUCAAGUGUUUGGAAUGUGGGAAGAGCUUCAGGAACAGCUCCACCCUGAUCCGACACCAGCACAUCCACACUGGGGAGAGGCCCUAUACAUGUAGGGAAUGUGGGAAGAGCUUCAGUGACAGCUCCAACCUGAUCCAACACCAGCACAUCCACACUGGGGAACGACCCUACAGGUGUGGGGAAUGUGGGAAGACUUUCAGGAACAGCUCCCACCUCCUCACCCACCAACACAUCCACACUGGGGAACGACCCUACUCAUGUGAGGAAUGUGGGAAGAGCUUUAGGGAGAAUGCCAAACUCCUCACCCACCAGCGCAUCCACACUGGGGAACGGCCCUACUCAUGUGGGAAAUGUGGGAAGAGCUUCAGGAACAGUUCCAAGCUCCGCACCCACCAGCGCAUCCACACCAUGGAGAUGCCCUACAAUUGUAGAGAAUGCGGGAAGAGCUUCAGUGACAGCUCCAACCUCCUUAGUCACCAGCGCAUCCACACUGGAGAACGGCCCUACAAGUGCAUGGAAUGUGGGAAGAGGUUUAGGACCACCUCACAUCUCCUCACGCAUGAGCGGACACACACGGAUGAGAGGCCCUUCCGCUGCACUGACUGCGGGAAGGGCUUCAAGUACAACUUCCACCUUAUCACCCACCGACGCACCCACACUGGGGAGAGGCCCUACAAGUGUGGGGAGUGUGGGAAGACUUUCCCCCACAGCUCUACCUUGACCAAACACCAACGGACCCACCAGUAAGAGAAGCCCUACCAGUGCUCCGACUGCGGGAAGAGCUUCAGCCGCUGCUUCCACCCCAAAUGAACCCCCUAAUGGUGAGGCAACCCCUGGAGUCCAGUGACUGUCAGUCCAUCCCUUUCGACCACAA
Messenger RNA from Corapipo altera (White-ruffed manakin), 1231 nucleotides. RefSeq names its product zinc finger protein 239-like. The annotation marks the transcript as partial. The transcript is spliced from 3 exons. The record is from RefSeq and is a predicted model, not a curated record. Lineage: Eukaryota; Metazoa; Chordata; Aves; Passeriformes; Pipridae.